Molecule: messenger RNA, 936 nt
Organism: Nicotiana attenuata
Lineage: Eukaryota; Viridiplantae; Streptophyta; Magnoliopsida; Solanales; Solanaceae
Exons: 2
Coding region: 1-936 (311 amino acids)
Source: RefSeq, a predicted model, not a curated record
AUGAGCAAAAAUGGUUUCGACAGGCCGCUCGGCGGAAGGGGAGCUCCAAGAUUGUCAGAGUAUAACUUCAGUGUUGAUGCAACAAGCAUCGUAUCAGCCAUUGGAUGCAUCAAGGAGACCAAGUGGCCUCGACCAUUGCAAUCCGACCCUACCCAGAGAGAUCAUAACCAGAUGAGUAAGUAUCAUGGCACUCAUGGCCACAGGACCGAGGACUGCCGACAAUUAAGAGAAGAAGUUACCCGGUUGUUCAAUAACGGGCAUCUCCGGGAAUUUCUGAGUGAUCGAGCCAAAAACCACUUCAAGAAUAGGGACUCCAACAAACAGGCCGAACAAGAAAAACCUCAACACGUCAUCAACAUGAUCAUUGGAAGGGUUGAUGUCCCACAGGGACCGAUGAUAAAGUGCACUAAAGUAUCUAUUACGAGGGAAAAGCGCACCCCAGAUCAUAUCCCGGAGGGAACCAUUUCAUUCAGCGACGAGGAUACCAAAGGAUUCGUACAGCCUCAUAAUGAUGCACUGGUGAUAUCUGUGCUUAUAAAUAAAUCUCAAAUUAAGCAUGUGUUGAUUGAUUCGGGCAGCCCGGCCAACAUCAUCAAAUCGAGGGUCGUAGAGCAAUUAGGGUUACAGGAUCGAAUAGUACCGGCGAUUCGGGUGUUGAACAGAUUUAACAUGGCUUGCAAAACUACUAAAGGAGAAAUAACUUUGCCAAUGAAUAUCGUCGGGACAAUUCAAGAUACAAAAUAUUACGUGAUCGAAGGGGAAAAGAGUACCCUCAACACUGCACUAGGCACUAAAGUUCCCUACGCUGAGAGGAGUCAAGACGGUACACGGAGAGCAGCCGACCACAAAAGAAAUGUUCGCAGUCGACGAGGUGAUCCCAGUGCCCGUGAUCUCAACAUCAAAGAACACGGAGCCGAACAGGAAGGAAGAAAUUAA